This is a messenger RNA of Dentiscutata heterogama, 336 nucleotides long. The record is from the annotation of a GenBank genome assembly. NCBI's taxonomy places the organism in Eukaryota, Fungi, Glomeromycota, Glomeromycetes, Diversisporales, Gigasporaceae.
AGCGUCAAGCUCUGAACAACAUAAAAAAAAUUGUGGUCAAAAGUGGAUACCACAGUGAUGAGAUAUCGAAAACAGAUGAUGAACUUGCCGAUAAUGAAAGAAGAAAAAAGAUUCAAUAUUCUCUUGAUGAUGACCGCAAUAAUCAUGUGAAUCACUGGGAAACUGAUAUCGAUGAUAACUCAACACUACUAGCUGGGGCUCCUAGCUGGUAUAUUUCACAGAACUAUGUUCCUGCUGUUUCACUUGGUCCCAUUAUAAAUUCUCCUGGUGCUGGUGAUGAUUCUGAUAAUUAUUUAGAGUCUGGUGCUGUUGCCUCUGAUACACAUUUUGUAUCUG